GGAAGGUCUGGCUGGGCAGUGAUGGAGGAGGAGGAGGAAGGAGCAUCUGUUGGAUCCUGAAGCAAACUCAGGAGCAUCCAAAAGUCCCCAUCAGGUCUAGAGGUGACCUCUUGGUGGGCGGAGACUGUUGGGUCUGGAUUAUUAGGGUGUUUAUAACAUAGUUAUUUGGGUUAUUUCCUCCAAUUAGCUAAAAUAUUUGUGACAUUUGUACAAAUUUGAACCUUUAAAUGUAACCUUGUACAAACCUGAUGAUGGCUUUAACUUAUUGUUUGACUCCGAAAUUUUUUUUACAUAUUUUUUGUUUGAGUUCAGAUUUUUAGAUCUUGUCGUUUCUGAGGAAAUAUGGUUGGAAAAUAAACAUAUUGUUUUUAUUCACGAAGAGAAAUCUUGACAAUGAAAUAAAUAACUUUACAUUCAGCACCUCAUCAGCGUUCAGCACACACAGAGACACGCGCGCGCGCACGCACGCACUCGCAGAUGGACUGUCUCCCGGAGCUCAGGGGGUGAAGGACGCCGUAAAGCGCAGCAGCUAAUCGGAUUUAAUCGGUUAAUUUGUCUCCGGUGGCCUCCGGAGGACAGGUAAACACGUCGCGGGUUGAGUUGAAUCUGUAACUUUCCAGGAUGAAACAUGACCUGAGCACAAGGAUAAUGAAAUAGACCAAUCGCUUUUCGUUUUCAUUACUUUGUAGAAUAAAGUUAAAGUGCGCGCGUCCGUCCGGCUGGACCGAUUUUGCGUUAUUGCGCAGCGCCGCGCGCAGAUUGAAGUCUGCUUCAAGUCUCUGAGACAUCAUGAGACCUCACCCUGGGUCCCGCAGUCCGGACCAGCAUUCAUGAGAGCCCGCUGGCCGCGGUGCUGUGGCCCGGACCGGGACGGAGCGACGGCGGAGCCGCGGCGGAGAUGUCGGUCAACGUGAGCGCGGAGGCGGAGGCGGCAGGACGCAACGUGCCGGCGCUGCUGUUCGGUGUGCUUCUGAUCGUGGUGAUCACCUGCGGGAACGUGCUGGUGUGUCUCAGUGUGCUGACAGAGAAGGCGCUGAAGACCACCACCAACUACUUCAUCGUGAGUCUGGCGGUGGCGGACCUGAUGCUGGCGGUGCUGGUUCUUCCUCUCUUCGUUUACUCCGAGUUCCAGGACGGUGUGUGGACCCUCAGCACCACCAUCUGUGACGGGUUGAUGACCAUGGAUGUGAUGCUGUGCACAGCCUCCAUCUUUAACCUCUGUGCCAUCAGCGUCGACAGGUUCAUUGCUGUGUUGAUUCCUCUCAACUACAACAGGAAGCACGUGGACCUCCGUCAGAUGGUUCUGCUGGCAGCCACCUGGAUACUGGCUCUCGCUGUAGCCUCGCCCAUCAUGUUUGGCAUCAAUGACGUGCCUGGUCGUGAUCCCAGCGAGUGUAAACUGGAAAAUGACGAUUACGUCCUCUAUUCCUCUGUGUGCUCCUUCUUCAUCCCCUGUCCCAUUAUGCUGCUGCUGUACUGUGGGAUGUUUCGUGGACUGCACCACUGGGAGGAGGCCCGCAAAGCCAAACUGAGGAGCAGCAUCCAGGCCUGUCGCAAGCUGCAAGAGGCUGCAGCCUCCCUGCCUCCUCUGGCCUCACUGCCACCCCCACUGCCGCCCAUCAUAGAGAGGGAACAAUCAGAUGUACCAGAUGAGCCGUCCACUGUCCCGUUAACGGACCAGCCUCAGCAGUCAGAGUGCAGGGCCAGCCUUGUGCCAACGGUGAGCUUUGCAGAGAUCAAGUUCAACCCAGAUCCUCACAAACGGAAAAGGGCUAAGAUCAACAGUCGUGAGAGGAAGGCUAUGAAGGUGCUUCCUGUUGUUGUUGGUGCUUUUCUCUUCUGCUGGACCCCCUUCUUUGUUCUCCACAUACUGCGGGCUCGGUGCCAGGACUGCCACAUCCCGCCGGCCCUGAUGAGUGUCGUGACCUGGCUCGGAUACGUCAACAGUGCUCUAAACCCGGUCAUUUACACCAUCUUUAACACAGAGUUCAGGAACUUCUUUAAAAAGGUCCUGCACAGCUGCUGCUCCUAGGAAUGGGUU
Nothobranchius furzeri (turquoise killifish) is the source of this 2041-nucleotide messenger RNA. RefSeq names its product dopamine receptor D4a (gene drd4a). Lineage: Eukaryota; Metazoa; Chordata; Actinopteri; Cyprinodontiformes; Nothobranchiidae. Gene Ontology annotation, biological process: negative regulation of cytosolic calcium ion concentration; regulation of potassium ion transport; adenylate cyclase-inhibiting dopamine receptor signaling pathway. Gene Ontology annotation, molecular function: G protein-coupled receptor activity; dopamine neurotransmitter receptor activity, coupled via Gi/Go. The record is from RefSeq and is a predicted model, not a curated record. Gene Ontology annotation, cellular component: plasma membrane.